ACCCAUUUCACCAAAGACCAUAGGAGGGAGACAGACAGAGAAGUGGAUGGUCCAGGACCUGGAUGCAACGCUUUCCAAAGCAAGAGAAGGAUUUUGAGUUUGGGAUAAAUCUACAACGAACCUUGGAGAAAGUGAGGUGGAAUAUCUGGCUGUUUCAUUGAAGUUGGGCAGAAAAAAGAGGGAGCAUUACUGGGAGGCCUGGAGGACUGGCCUCCCACGUCUACUGGUCCACUUCAGGGAGAGGGUGGAUUUACCAGGACUAGGCCCGGUGAAGGGGAGAGAGAAGAGGAGGAACUGUGGUUCAGAGGGUCCAGAUGGCAGCCAUGAGGGGCCUGGCAUUCGUUGAAGUCUGGCUCUAGAGUCUGCAAGAGCUCCCGCUUCAACUGGACACAUUCCACAGGACGUGUGCCCAUGAGGUCGUCACCACUGGUCCUGCUCUUCCUGAUCGGCGUCCAGGCUGUACUGAACAUGGGUGGUGGGUUGGCCCGAAGUGCUGGGGCGGCCAAUCGCAGAGCAGGACAGCAGGAGACAACAGCCAGGGACCACCUUUCUCAGGACCACACUUUGCAGCAGCAUCAUAGGACCACCCACCACAGGACCAAGAGGCCUCAUCGAGCAGCUUCAAACACACAGAACAGGAGUCCAGUUGUUGGGCGUUCCGCUGCGGGUUCCUCAUUCGACCUUUCAAGUCCAGUGGUAGACCCCAAGCUCUUCUCUAAGAGACGAUACCGUCCCUCGCCCCGUGUUGUCUUCAGUGAGGUGCCCCCAUCCCACGAUGCCCUGGAAGGAGAGGGCUAUGACAUUGAAGGAGUCAAGGAGGUGAGGGUGCGGCGCAGAGCAGGAUCACACAUCAUGCACAGAGGGGAGUACUCAGUGUGUGACAGCAUAAACACCUGGGUGGGAAACCUGACACGAGCCACAGACAUAGCUGGGAAUGAAGUGACCGUGCUCCCCAACGUUACAAUCAACAACGUGGUCAAGAAACAGUUCUUCUAUGAGACCACCUGUCGAUCCCCCACACACAGGGGCACUGGGGCUGCGAAUGGGAGCCGGCCUGGAGGACGGGGCGGAAAACAAGGCUCAAAAUCCAGCACCUCAGGUUGCCUUGGCAUUGACAGUCGCCACUGGAACUCCUACUGCACCAACACACACAUAUUUGUAAGUGCCCUGACCAUCUUCAAGGAACGGACAGCCUGGCGUUUUAUCCGAAUCAAUGCCGCGUGUGUGUGUGUUCUCAGUCGGAAGUCUUGGGGAGGAAGACUGGCACACUGACUGAGGAUGACUCCCAACCACUGGACUAUGAAAGCACUCAAACACACAUAGACACUUCUACUAAACAGCCACUGCAGCUUUCUUGCCAAUACUGUAACUUUCCUCCACCUCCAAAUCAUACACUCCCACUGAUCGCAGCAUUCAAUCAACACACACAUUAACAUACAUACACACACCCUUUUAUUCAAUUCCCCUUCCCCCUGACCCUACCUCAGUCACAAAAGUCCUGGUUGUUUUAAGUUAUGAGGACUGCAUGUCAUAUUUAUGGUCUAUACAGUCAAUAUGAAAGUAUAUACAGUACGUGUACAUAUACAAAAUGAAUUUCAAGCUUUUAAUGUUGAUGUCAUUGUUGUGUUGUUGUUAUUUAUUAAACACCUCAUUAUUUGC
Nothobranchius furzeri (turquoise killifish) is the source of this 1659-nucleotide messenger RNA. RefSeq names its product nerve growth factor a (beta polypeptide) (gene ngfa). Gene Ontology annotation, cellular component: synaptic vesicle; axon; dendrite. Gene Ontology annotation, biological process: nerve growth factor signaling pathway; positive regulation of collateral sprouting; modulation of chemical synaptic transmission. Gene Ontology annotation, molecular function: nerve growth factor receptor binding; growth factor activity. The record is from RefSeq and is a predicted model, not a curated record. NCBI's taxonomy places the organism in Eukaryota, Metazoa, Chordata, Actinopteri, Cyprinodontiformes, Nothobranchiidae.